This is a messenger RNA of Cydia pomonella (codling moth), 4859 nucleotides long. RefSeq names its product filamin-A (gene cher). Lineage: Eukaryota; Metazoa; Arthropoda; Insecta; Lepidoptera; Tortricidae. Gene Ontology annotation, molecular function: actin filament binding. Gene Ontology annotation, biological process: actin cytoskeleton organization. Bases 553 to 3081 code for a protein of 842 amino acids. The record is from RefSeq and is a predicted model, not a curated record. The transcript has 19 exons.
CCGGGCGCGCAUGAAUUAUGUCUCGUAUUCAAAAAUAUACUGCAACGCCAUUUUACCCGUGCCACCUCAAUUUUAUAUUCCAGCAGUCAGUAGUCACGUAUGUUCGCUGGCAGAGCAGACUCCUGCGAUAAAAAUUAGCCCCAGCCAAAAUCCGGACACAUAAAAUCGUUAAUAAAUUACACGAACUCGUUUCACGAAAUUGUAAUCCGAGCGCGAGUUCCCGCCAAUCUCAGAACUUUCCCGGGCUUUUUUCCCGCCAUCUUGGGAUCGCCUGAUUUUUUUCCAAAUACCGGAAGUAAGUGCAUUGGAAUUUCAUAAACAUCCUGGUGCAUUUUUCAGUGUUGUGUCAGUGAUUUUUAUUUUUAUCUUCCUGAGCGAGGCAGCGACGGUAGGCUGGGUGAGCAGCGCGACCCGCGUUGGUACAUCGACUCCGCCUACGCCUCCUCUCUGAAGGUCUCCCUCCGACUGCCCACCAGCCAGCUUCUUGAAGAUACACAUGUUACAGACUUUUUUCAACCAAGUUUUCGCCGGCCAGACCUCAGGAGGUUCAUAAUGGCGGAAGUAAAGAUGCCGAGCGGCCACGUGGACAAGCCAGCGAUAGAAGACAACCGCGACGGCACGGUCAGCAUCAAGUAUGAGCCGCGAGAAGAGGGCGUGCAUGAAUUGUAUGUCAAAUACAAUGGGGAGCAUGUGCAGGGUUCCCCCUACAAGUUCCACGUGGACUCCAUCCCCUCGGGCUACGUAACGGCCUAUGGCUCGGGUCUGGUGAGCGGCGUCAGUGGAGAGCCGAGCCAGUUCACCAUCAGCACCAAGGGUGCUGGCGCUGGGGGGCUGUCCAUGGCUGUGGAGGGACCUAGCAAAGCUGAGAUCACAUGCCACGACAACAAAGACGGCACAGUAUCUGUCUCCUUCCUGCCCACUGCUCCAGGCGAAUACAAGGUCUCCGUCAGGUUUGGAGACAAGCACAUCAAGGGAUCCCCCUUCACUGCCAAGGUAACUGGCGAGGGUCGCAAGAGGAACCAGAUCUCCGUGGGCAGCUGCAGCGAGGUGACUCUGCCAGGGAAGAUCACUGACAACGACAUCCGCAGUCUAAAUGCUUCUAUCCAGGCCCCAUCAGGCCUGGAAGAGCCUUGCUUCCUGAAACGCCUACCAUCGGGCAACAUCGGCAUCAGCUUCACGCCGCGCGAGUCCGGUCAGCACAUCGUCUCCGUCAAGAAGAUGGGCGUCCACAUCCAGAAUUCGCCUUUCAAUAUAACUGUGCAGGAUCAGGAGGUUGGAGACGCUAAGAAAGUUAAGGUAUCUGGCAGCGCUCUGAAAGAAGGCAAGACUCACGCCGAAAAUACCUUCUCUGUGGACACCAAGAAUGCUGGAUACGGUGGUCUUUCGCUGUCUAUUGAAGGCCCCAGUAAAGCCGAGAUCCAGUGUGCGGAUAGCAAAGAUGGCGUCCUGAACAUCAGCUACAAGCCAACCGAGCCUGGGUAUUAUAUCGUUAACCUGAAAUUCGCUGAUCACCAUGUGGAAGGCUCACCGUUCACUGUUAAGGUUACUGGUGAGGGCAGCAACAGACAGCGAGAGAAGAUUCAGAGGCAGCGCGACCAGGCGCCGCUCACCGAAGUUGGCACCAACUGCAAGCUCACCUUCAAGAUGCCUGGAAUCACCUCUUUCGACCUCGCUGCCACCGUCACCAGCCCUGGCGGCGUGUCUGAAGACGCCGAGAUCCAGGAGGUUGAAGACGGACUGUACUCCGUGCUCUUCGUGCCUAAGGAGCUGGGCGUUCACACCGUGUCUGUCAAGUACAGGGAAAUCCAUAUUCCUGGAUCCCCCUUCCAAUUCACCGUCGGCCCUCUCCGUGACUCCGGCGCCCACUUAGUCAAGGCCGGCGGCGUCGGCCUCGAGAGGGGCGAGGCCGGCCGUGUCAACGAGUUCAACGUGUGGACCCGCGAGGCGGGCGCUGGCCAGCUGGCGAUCUCACUCGAGGGGCCGAGCAAGGCCGAGAUCGACUUUAAGGAUAGGAAGGAUGGAUCGUGCGAUGUGUCUUACAAAGUUGAUGAGCCUGGCGAAUACCGCAUCGGCCUGAAGUUCAACGAGCAGCACAUCCCGGACUCCCCCUUCAAAGUGUACAUCUCCCCCGCCAUCGGCGACGCCCAUCUGCUAGAAGUAGCCCAGUUCCCUGAUGCAGCGCAAGUGGACAAGCCAGCGCAGUUUUACAUCAGGCUCAAUGGAGCUAAAGGAGACCUGGACGCUAGGGUGAUGGCCCCCUCAGGCAAAACCGACGACUGCUUCAUCCAGAACAUCGACGGGGACCAGUACAGCAUCAGAUUCAUGCCGCGCGAGAACGGCGUGCACAACAUCAACGUCAAGUUCAACGGAGUUCAUAUUCCCGCAUCUCCGCUGAGGAUCAAAGUGGGGAAGGAUGAUGCUGAUCCCGCGGCGGUGCAUGCUCAUGGACCUGGGCUAGGGCAGGUGAAGACUGGCGUGAAGACCGACCUCAUCAUCGACACCUGCAACGCCGGCGCGGGCAACCUCGCCGUCAACAUGGACGGGCCCUCCAGGGUCGCCAUGGAUUGUACAGAGGUCGAGGAGGGCUACAAGGUGCGAUACACGCCCCUGGCUCCUGGCUUCUACUACAUGAGCAUCAAGUACAACGGACACCACAUCGUCGGCUCUCCCUUCAAGAUUGAGGCCACUGGUGGAAACUUGGCUGAAGUCGGUGCCCAAGAAACCUCUUCCGUCUCCGUGGAAACCGUCCAGAAGCUGGCCAAGGCCGGCCAGAAACAGGGCCCUGUGCUGCCGCAUUUCAAGUCCGACGCUUCCAAAGUCACCAGCAAGGGCAUGGGACUGAAGAAGGCGUAUAUGAACAAGCAUAAUCAGUUCACUGUCACGUGCACGGAUGCCGGCAACAACAUCCUCUACGUCGGCAUCUACGGCCCCAAGGGCCCGUGCGACGAGGUCCAGCUGAAACAUAAGGGUCGCCACAACUACGAGUGCUCUUACGUGGUCCGCGACCGCGGGGAGUACAUCGUCAUCGUCAAGUGGGGGGAUGAUCACAUCCCUGGCUCUCCGUAUAAAGUUGAUGUUUAGGUUGUGAAGCAGUUGUGAACUAGUGGGGAAUUUAUAGAUGUUUUCAGUCUUCGAAGUCAAAAGCUAAAAUUUUUUUCAAGAACCUUAUAUUGCAGGCCAUUCCGUCUAGACCAUUUCUUUGAGGGGCGGACCUCGAAUGACGUCGAGUUGGUAUUGAACGUUUCUUUAGAUACUUUUGCAGCUGUUUUGAUACUUUCAAGUAAAAUAUGUAUGCAUAAAGAAAUGCGGAAUAAGUGUGACGUCUUUCAAGGUCUGUCGUUAAUUGAUUUAAGUAGUAGGGUUAAUGCUGGUCAAGUUCUAGAAAUGAAAAGACUAAAAUUCAAGGGAGGAAAGUUCUUGAAAUUAAUUUCAACGUUUUCUAAUAUUCUUUAAAUAAUGUCCUGAGUAUUAGAAAACGGUUUUUUUUAAAUGUAAAUGAUGUUCUUACAUUUAUCAAUUCCCCACAAACCCAGAUGACAAUGAAAGUAUUAGGUAUAUAAAGGACGUUAGAUUUUGCUCAUGUUAUGGAUUUCUUCGCUCGGUUUAAAAUAUCGAUAUCGAAAAGGUUUUAAAAGAAAAAAAUAAAAACGAUCUCUUAAGUGUAUCACAAAAAAAAAUAGUAAACCUUUUCGUUAUCUAAUUUUUGUACUUAUUUAUAUUUAUUAUCAAGUUUUCUUGUUCCUUCUUUGUUAUUUUAUUUUAUAUAAUUUUCUAUAUUUAGCAUUGUGAAGUUCUAAUCUAACAUGUUCAAGCUUUGAACACAUAAUUUGUAAGUUUUUGUCAACCAGUGCUUUUGAGAAAUUUUAUAUGUUUCUCGUUUAGUAUAUAGGGCGACUAAAUGACAAUACAUAUAAAGUAUUACUUGAAGUAUUCCCUACAUAUUUUAAGUCCUUUGAGGGUUAUUUCUGGAAAUCAUACGCAAAUUCGUUUCAUCUAGUCUUAAAUGUUUCAAAAGCUUUUUUGUUUAAAAAAAGUUUUCUGAAUAUUAAUUUUCUUUAUUUUUAUCAACAUAAAGGCAAAUAAAAAUAGUAUCCUCAUCAGACGCCAACAUUUGUACCUAAUAUACUAUGAGUAAUAACGUCAUUAUUAUUACGUCCAUUUCCACCACAUUCACAAAGAUUUGGGGUAUUUCGUCUAGAAAUAGUUUAAAAAGUAAUGUAUUUUUAUUACUUUAUGUUGACAGAAGUAUUUUAGAAUUUGCCUAUGUUUUUCAGAUCAGACUGGAAACAGACGACAGAUUUUUUCGAUCUCAAUUCUCAAGUCACUAACAAUUAUUCUGAGAAAUCUGUCCUUUGCUGUCAGCCUAGAUCUUCUUUGGACCUCUUUUAUUCUAAGUGACCAUGUACCGUAAAAGCACCCAACUAUCGUUCAAUACGACAACCAUGUUCCAAAGGGUCAAUACGUAAGUGUUAAUGCUCUUUUAGUUAUUUUUCUGAGUUAUUUCUUCCAUAUAUGAAAUAUACUGCCUUAGAACUGAGUCUUUCUAACAGUUACAAAUACUCAUUAUUGUACACCUCGGUAAAGCCGGUAAAGGCGGUCUUAUGGCUAAAAAACGAACUCGUCCAGACAUCCGUUAGAUAGCGGAAAUACACCUAAAUAAAGAUAUUAGACUUCUUUAGAAUAUAGUUGUUACAUUUUUACCCAUAGGUGGGUGGUAUUACGAUACGGCUUUAUACCGUAUGAUUUGUGCUGUAUGAACUGUUUUACCUACGUAGGUAGAAGUACCCUGUACAAUGUAAAUACCUAUUUUAAGUAUUUUAAUAUUUGCGACUGUUAACUAAAUAAACGGAAAAUCUUAA